Molecule: messenger RNA, 1494 nt
Organism: Eptesicus fuscus (big brown bat)
Lineage: Eukaryota; Metazoa; Chordata; Mammalia; Chiroptera; Vespertilionidae
Product: aquaporin-9-like
Exons: 2
Coding region: 580-1431 (283 amino acids)
Biological process (GO): water transport; glycerol transmembrane transport
Cellular component (GO): plasma membrane; basolateral plasma membrane
Molecular function (GO): urea transmembrane transporter activity; glycerol channel activity; water channel activity
Source: RefSeq, a predicted model, not a curated record
UGGUCCCCUUCGGUGGGCUCUGGCAGAGACUGGGAUCCAGAGGAACUUUCUGCCCGCCCUGCUGCCCGAGGAAGCCUAAAGCGGCAGCAGCCUUACCCUACCAGAACGCCCACCCAGCUAACAGCAAUGCCUUAGGCACGUAGAGAUUUCAGCACCAGGGCUUGAGUUGCCACAACAGCCCAGUGAAAUAGACAGGGGAAGUCUCCCAGCCCCAAUUUUCUGAUAAGGGUACUGGGGCGCAGAGGCGCCAAGAAAUCUGCUUACCCGCUGUGUCAACACCAGGAAGAACUGGGAAGUCACUGGAUGGCCCCUACAGGGUAGGCUGUUACUGGCGUUGGGAGUGGGGAGUGGGCACAUUAACUUCUUUCAAAGAAGCUUCCAGAAGGUGACACCCAAGUCCUACAGCGGUUGUCCCAGGCCCGGAGAAGUGUCAAAGAGACCAGCAGUGGGAGCAGCUGUUCUUCAAGUUUCACCCUGCAGUCCAGGGACAACAAGACGAAAGAUGCUGACAUGUGUGAGUGAAGUAGGGAGCAGACAAAGCGGGUACUUGUGGAAAGAGUAGUCCUUGGAGAAGCCACAAUGCCAUCGAACAGGGAACAGAGGAGGAAACGCGUCAGGCAGAGACUGAUGUUGAAGAGCAGUUUGGCUAAAGAAAUACUCUCCGAGUUCUUGGGCACGUGUAUAAUGAUCGUUCUCGGAUGUGGCUCUGUUGCCCAAUCUGUCCUCAGCCGAGGAGUUUCUGGAGGAACCCUCGCUGUGAAUGUUGGCUUUUCAAUAGCAGUCGCUAUGGCCGUUUAUGUGGCUGGGGGGGUGUCUGGUGGCCACAUCAACCCUGCUGUGUCUUUUGCAAUGUGUCUCUUUGGGCGGAUGAAAUGGAUCAAAUUUCCUUUUUAUGUGGGAGCCCAGCUCGUGGGAGCCUUCGUAGGGUCUGCAAUCCUCUUUGGUGUUUACCAUGAUGCAUUUAUGUCCUUUUCUGAUGGAAAACUGUACAUCGUGGGAGAAAAUGCAACAGCACAGAUUUUUGCGACAUACCCAGCUCCGUAUCUGUCUCUGGCAAAUGCGUUUGCAGACCAAGUAGUGUCCACCAUGUUCCUCCUCAUGGUUGUCUUUGCCAUCUUUGACUCCAGAAACUUGAGCGUCCCCAAAGGCCUAGAGCCUGUUGUCAUCGCCCUCCUGAUUUUGGUCCUCACUUCCUCUUUGGAACUGAACUGUGGCUGUGCCAUGAAUCCAGCUCGAGACCUGGGUCCCAGGCUUUUCACUGCUUUGGCAGGAUGGGGGUUUGAUGUCUUCCGAGUUGGAAAUAACUUCUGGUGGAUUCCUGUCGUGGGCCCUAUGGUUGGUGCUGCCACUGGAGGCCUCAUCUAUAUUCUUUUCAUUGAAAUCCACCACACAAACCCAGACUUUGAGGCAGAACGACCAAGGACAAAUUAGAAAAACAUGAGUUUAAUGUAGUAAUGUAGCGGCAUGUUUAGUUCUAAGUUUACAAUUGGCUGA